AUGCACUUCUCAAGCCUCACCCUCGGCCUCAUGCUCGCUGCCAGCACCAGCACCUUAGCCGCGCCCACAACCCUGAUCAAGCGCCUCGACGCCAUUCCGCUCGCCAUCUACAGCUACGACAAAUGCGACCCCUCUGUCUCCGUCACAACAGCCUACAUCCCCACCGACGGCAGCUGUUUCCAGCCCAGCCCCAUCUUCAGCGGAAACACGAAUUCCUUUUCCAUUAAUCCAGCGGACUUGGCGCGGCUACCCAAGGGCUGUACUUUGGAAGUCUACGCGGAUUUCGACUGCGCGGGCGCCAAAAAGUUCGAUAUCAAGACUGUGAACCAGUGCUUUACUUUUGGCGCCUUCAAGCCCAUUCAUUCGGCCAAGACGGUGGGUACCUGCAACUAA
Molecule: messenger RNA, 393 nt
Organism: Exserohilum turcica Et28A
Lineage: Eukaryota; Fungi; Ascomycota; Dothideomycetes; Pleosporales; Pleosporaceae
Exons: 2
Coding region: 1-393 (130 amino acids)
Source: RefSeq, a predicted model, not a curated record